UUGCCGACUUCCCUUUCAACUUCGUUAUUCCCUUUCGAUGGCUGUCAUCGAUGUCAUUUUCUUAUCGAUCUCACACGGAUGUGUUUCGCUGUUGGAUACAUCGCCUCUUCUUAAUGGUGCGAUUCAGGGUCCACUUGUUCUCAACUUGCUUUCUGUUGUAUUUCUUCUCAUCUUACUUAUACUCUGCUGUCCUCGUUCUGUACUCAAAUUGCGGAAACAAAUACAGAUCUACCUUCUCAUUCGUCACCCUCUGGAUCAGCUGUACUGCACAUAUUCAUUCUUUAUUGACGAACCCACCACCGAUUUGACCUCAACUUGUUAACUUUUAGAUCAAAAACUGUUUUUUAAUGUAAUAUCAACUGUUCCUGGCUUUAUAUGUCGGUUGGUCAUGACAAUCUUGGUAAAAUGAUGAUAGCAGCAGUUUCAUGGUUUGUUUUAAUAAAGAUAUCUCUGAGAAUUUACUAGUUUUCAGUCUUAAUCAAUGUUUCGUUUGAUCCAUUUUAAUCUGGUUUUGGCUCCUAAGCUUGUGCUUGAGUUCUUGUGGUAGAGAAUGGCCGGCUCAUUAGGCGGUUGCUUAAAUAUGGAGUUUAAGCCCAAUUGAAGACUAGUUAAAGAAAUUUAUGGUGACCCAGUUCAGCUUUCGUCCUACUGUAGAAGGGUUAGCUGGGAAUUGUUUUUUUCUUUCUCUAUUCAGUGCUGACCCACUUUUGAUUACUUAAAUGAUUCGUUAAUGGGUUAUCCCUCUUCUGUGGAUUGCAUUAUUUCUUCAAGAUCAGUUAAUGGGAUUAUCUCUUCCGUGGAUUGUAUUAUGUUGCUGAUUCUUUUCGAUAUCUUAAUGGUCUUUUAAUCCUCUUCUUUUUCCACAUUUCCGCCACUCACAAACUCUGCUUGGUUGAGGUAAUAGCUGCAGCAUCACUGGUGUUUGUACUGUGUACUGAGAGAGACUGCUGGAAUUCUAUAAAACGAUUGAACGUCCACUGCUUUUCUUGAAUUUAGUAAAUCUCGACGUUCCAUGUCUCAAGUUCUAAAGUAUGACGGCUGGAGAACCAAUGACUGAUUGUGCGACUUGAGGUUAUGGAUGUCGGCUCAAGUUGGCCACCCUUUUUCUGUCCUUUCUAUGUGAUCUUACUAUAAAUCUUUUGUCUGGGGCAUUAGAUAAUCCCCAUGGUCGGAAAGCUUCUUAAUUUCCCAAUUUAACAACUAGAAAAGUGGAAAUUUUUUAAUACUUCAAUUGAGAGCCUUGCCUUCUAGCUCUGUUCUUUUAAUUCAGUACUCUCUCAGAAAUCCCUCUCAUAAGUUUGACAGGGGAAGAAUGAAAACAAGAAAAGGAAAGCGUUCCGAGGCCUUUUGGCCUUCCAUUGUUAUGAAGAAAUGGCUAAAUAUUAAGCCCAAGGUGAAUGAAUUCAGUGAAGAUGAGGUUGAUACUGAGACUGAGAGUGAGGAUGAUGCAUUCUCUCCUAAAGCUGCAAAUGAAAGCCUGGUGGGGAAUCAGUUUUGCAGAACAUCAGGAAAUCAAUCUCUACAACCAAGUCAAGCUUCAGGGACACCAUCCAAGGGUUAUCUGUUGAGGCAUAGGAGAGGAAAGUCUGAAACUCUACGUGUUCAAUACAUUAGUAGAAAGGAUGUGAGGGUAACGAUAGGCACAUGGAAUGUUGCUGGAAGACCUCCAUAUGAUGAUCUUGAUAUUGAAGAGUGGCUUAGUAUGGAAGAACCAGCAGACAUGUAUGUUAUUGGUUUCCAAGAGGUGGUCCCUUUAAAUGCUGGGAAUGUACUGGGUGCAGAGGAUAACAAGCCAAUUCCAAAAUGGGAAGCAAUCAUUCGUAAAACCCUAAAUAAGUCUUCACAACCUGAAACAAAAUUUCAAAGUUACAGUGCCCCAGCCUCUCCAGUAUUGAGGCCAUAUUCUACUGAUGAUGUACUUGUAGAUGAGAUAGGUGCUCCCGAAGUAGAGGUGGUGAGCAAGGUUGUGGGGCUUAAUGAUCUUAGUGAUAUUGGAUUACAAGAGGUAGAAGAAAUAAUCAGUACUCCAAAGAAGUUCCAGUUAAAGAGACCAUAUGGCAUUGACAUUGAUGGUAGACUAGAUUGGCCUGAACGCCCAUUAGAUAUGAAGACAAAAGUUAACUCUUCUAACAAAGGAUUGCGGAGAGUGUUAAGCAGUUCAGGAAGAAUUGGCUUUGAUUGGAUUGAGAAGCCUCUAAUUUUAACUAAUCAAGAUUUAGAAUUGGAUGGUGGAUUGAAACGAGUGCACAAUAGCUCAGGAAACCUAGAUUUGAUGUGGACCGAGCAGCAAGAUCAGUCUGAAGUGCUCUCUUUUUCUGAUGAUUCUGAAAAUUCUUCUGAAGAAGAUGAAGAUUCUCACUUAGAAGCGGAAAGGGGACACUGCAAAAAUGGAGUCAAAAGAGUAUCUUUGAAGACUCGUGCUAAAUAUGUGCGUAUUGUUAGCAAGCAGAUGGUGGGAAUUUAUGUAUCAGUUUGGGUUCGUAGAAGGUUGAGGAGGCAUAUAAAUAACUUGAAGGUUUCUCCAGUGGGAGUUGGUCUCAUGGGCUACAUGGGAAACAAGGGAUCUAUUUCUGUCAGUAUGUCUCUUUUUCAAACACGGCUGUGUUUUGUUUGUUCACAUCUAACAUCUGGUGAAAAGGAGGGGGAUCAACAAAGACGAAAUGCUGACGUUUAUGAAAUCUUACGACGUACACAGUUCUCUUCUGUUUUAGAUGCAGAUCAGCCACAGACUAUUCCUUCUCAUGACCAGAUUUUCUGGUUUGGGGAUUUGAAUUAUCGUCUUAAUAUGCUGGAUGCUAAGAUAAGAAAGCUCGUGUCUAAGAAACAAUGGGAUGAGCUUAUCAAUAAUGACCAGCUGAGCAAAGAACUUCGCCGUGGGCGUGUCUUUGAUGGAUGGAAGGAAGGGAUGAUAAACUUUCCACCCACAUACAAAUAUGAAUUCAACUCAGAUAAAUAUGUUGGAGAAAAUCAAAAGGAAGAGGAGAAAAAGAGAUCCCCGGCAUGGUGUGAUCGCAUUCUAUGGUUAGGGAAGGGCAUCAGACAGCUUGCCUACAAUCGUGCUGAAAUAAGGCUUUCAGAUCAUCGCCCAGUUAGCUCAAUGUUCUUAAUUGAUAUUGAAGUCUUUGACCAUCGGAAGCUCCAGAAAGUACUGAAUUUCAAAAGUGCUGCAGUGCAUCCUGAAGUGUUUCCUGAUGAAUGAGGGGACUGAAAAAGUUUGACAGAAAUCAGGGAUAGAUCAAGGGAGAUGCUUGGCGGUCUUGAUGAAAUCUGUUUAGGACUGGUCUCAAAUUCAAUUUGGUUCCUUGCAUGAAUUCUGGUGCUGAGGCUGAUGACGUGCUAAUCUAUAACUAUCCAAGCAAGCAGUACAUGUGUCCAGCCACAUCUAAGAUGUUGCUAUAUGGGAUUCGAGGAAUGGUAGGAGUUGAUCUCUGGUUUAUAUGGUUUUAUGUCCAGUUUUCGGGUAAACGAAACUUGGUCUUUAUGUAAAGUCAUGAACAUGCAGAAUAGAAGUUGGAGAAAAUAAAGUCUCAAUAGAUCCAUGUAGCAUUGUUUGUAAUUGUACAUGCUGGGGGCAGAGCCAGAUGACAUAUGUUGGGUUUGGGUUACAUUACUGAAAAUUUUGCACAGUAGUCUUUUGGGGUGUGUUUUCUGUAUGGGGCUCUUAUAGAAGGAAUUAGGUCUUUUGGGGUGUGUUUUUUGUAUGGGGCUCUUGUAGAAGGAAUUAGGUAAAUGUAAUAUCAUUCAUCAAAUGGUUCUUACAUCUUUGAUAUCAUGUGUACAUUAACAAUAUUUUGUAAUAUAAUUUUCAUUCUCAUGUUUGAUUCUCA
Macadamia integrifolia is the source of this 3827-nucleotide messenger RNA. RefSeq names its product type I inositol polyphosphate 5-phosphatase 2-like. The record is from RefSeq and is a predicted model, not a curated record. The transcript has 11 exons. Bases 1313 to 3199 code for a protein of 628 amino acids. Gene Ontology annotation, biological process: phosphatidylinositol dephosphorylation. Lineage: Eukaryota; Viridiplantae; Streptophyta; Magnoliopsida; Proteales; Proteaceae. Gene Ontology annotation, molecular function: inositol-polyphosphate 5-phosphatase activity; phosphatidylinositol-4,5-bisphosphate 5-phosphatase activity; phosphatidylinositol-3,4,5-trisphosphate 5-phosphatase activity.